UACACGCUCGCGACUAAUUGAAAUUGAGGUUAUCGAACUGUUUUUGUUUUUAUAUUUUGUAGGUUAGGACUUUUCAGAAUAAGAAAUAAAGAAAUAUUUUCAACAGAAAUGUCCCUUUGUGAAGCAGAAAAAACAUUCGUUUUGCAUGGAGUUGAAGAAAACUUUAGAGUUGAUGGCAGAGAAAGGGAGGACUACAGGCCUAUGGAGUUGGAAACUGAUAUCAUAUCACAUGCUUUUGGUUCUGCUCGCCUAAGAUUAGCAAAUACAGAUGUUUUGGUUGCUGUCAAAAUGGAAAUGGAUGUCCCUUUUCCAGAAAGACCAUACGAAGGAAAAUUGGAAUUUUUCGUUGAUUGCUCUGCUAAUGCAACACCCGAUUUUGAAGGAAGGGGAGGUGAGGAUUUAGCCAUAGAAAUUGCAAAUACUUUGAGCUCUGCAUACCGUUCACAGCUUGCAUUCGAUUUGAAAAAGUUAUGUAUUUUGAAAGGGAGGAAAUGUUGGAAAGUAUAUGUUGAUAUUUUACUACUUGAAUGCGGGGGCAAUCUUUUUGAUGCAGUAUCUCUAGCAGUUAAGGCUGCUCUAUGGAAUACCCAAGUUCCACUAGUGAAGAAGGUCAACAUUGAUGGCAACAAUGUGGAGGUGGAUGUAUCUGAGGAUCUUUCUGAUUGUCAGAGGUUAGAUGUUGAGAAAGCUCCGGUGUUGGUCACAGUUUGUAAAAUAGGGGAAAAAUGCAUAGUUGACCCAAAUGCAGCAGAAGAACAGUGUUCAUUGGGAUCAGUAGUGGUUGCAGUCUCAGGAAACAAAUUUAGCACAGUGUCACAGACAGGAACAGGGUCUUUGCAUCCUUCAACACUGCUGGAAAGUUUGAAAUUGGGAUAUACUGUUGCUAAAAGGUUGAACAAAGCUUUGUUGGAAACCCUAGCUCAAAUAAAACCAGAUCAAGACAUUGGAUUUCUGAAAUGAUUAUUAUGCAAAUAAAAAAAUUAUUUUUGCAGAG
Leptinotarsa decemlineata (Colorado potato beetle) is the source of this 994-nucleotide messenger RNA. RefSeq names its product exosome complex component Rrp42 (gene Rrp42). The record is from RefSeq and is a predicted model, not a curated record. Gene Ontology annotation, biological process: nuclear mRNA surveillance; nuclear-transcribed mRNA catabolic process, deadenylation-dependent decay; U5 snRNA 3'-end processing. NCBI's taxonomy places the organism in Eukaryota, Metazoa, Arthropoda, Insecta, Coleoptera, Chrysomelidae. Gene Ontology annotation, molecular function: mRNA 3'-UTR AU-rich region binding. Gene Ontology annotation, cellular component: cytoplasmic exosome (RNase complex); nuclear exosome (RNase complex).